AACAAAUAUAGUUCAUUCAUGUCGCCUACGCACUGUAAGGAGUCCACGAGGCUGCACAAAACUAGAGGCAUCUUCACCGAAUCACGAAAACCGCCUCUCCGAUUGGGAAUCAGGUGUUCGUGAUAACCAAGCUCUUGUCAAGCUGUGAAGAUGCCUAAGGAUAGAAGAUCUUCAUCUUUCGAUAGGUGUAGGGUAUCUCCAUAUUCACGUUGUUGCAGGAACGCCGAUAAAGGGAGGCCUAAAUCUCCCUCCCUGCCAGUUGGAAACGAAAAUGAAUGGGAAGAAGCUCGAUGCCCUAUAUGUAUGGAACACCCUCACAAUGCCGUCCUUUUGCUAUGCUCUUCUCGUGAGAAAGGAUGUCGUCCAUUCAUGUGUGACACAAGUUCCCGCCACUCAAACUGCCUUGACCAGUUCCGAAAGUCAACCAUGAAUGCCGACACUACUUCAGAAGAAGGAACUAAGCUUGUUUGCCCUCUAUGUCGAGGCCAGAUCAAUGGGUGGAUUGUAGUCGACCCUGCUCGCCACUUUAUGAACUCCAAAACAAGAAGUUGUUCAUCGGGGACCUGUGAUUUUGCCGGAAACUAUUCGGAAUUAAGGAAGCACGCUAGGCGUGAACACCCUUUCGUUCGACCAACGGAAAUAGAUCCUGCACAAGAGUUUGAAUGGAGAAAUUUGGAGGAAGACAUGGAGCAACAAGAUAUGCUCAAUAUGCAAUUCGAGUUCGAUGAUGAUGAUGAGGAUGGCAUAGAUGAUGAACUCAUGGAUGGCAUUUAUGAGCUCGCGAGCCCGAUUUGGGAUUACGAUUUGGAUUUUCAGAACUUCCUGAAUACCUUUGGAUCAGAAUUCGAAAGCGUUUUCCCUGAAUUGGAUUGGGAUUCAGGGGACGGUAGUGGCAUUUUGGACGAUUGGGAUGAUUUAUUGAGUUUUGCAUCUCCAAAUGAGUCGGAGAAUACAGAAUUUGGUAGAUCAAGAGGGACUACCCGAACUCAGAACAGGUUGUCGGCAAGGCCAAGGGAGAAUCCCGCUACCUCUAGAGUCAGAACAAAUACUCAUCGCAGACAGAGGUCGAAUGCAGAACGUCGGCAAUCUCAUCGUGGCCGUCCAAGUUCGCAUAACCGUCAGGAGCAGAUAACUACGUUGGUUGACUUUCAUGAGCUUAGGUCAAACCUACCUUAACUCGGCCGUUGCUCCUACUGUUGCUGGUACGUUUGCAUAGUUUUUAUGUCGGUUUCUUUCGCGUUAUUUGGGGAUUCUGGGGGUCGGGUACAAUGAUGAUAAGGAUCGGAACCUUUCGGAAAAAAAAUGGUGCUAGUAUUUUGGUACUUGGAUGUUCUUUGGCUUAUUUGAAUCCUGAUUUACUUGUUGGCAUGUAGAACUUGUGGUAGUUUAUGGAUUUAUGUUUCAGAAGAAGUAAAGGUAUGUCUGUUAGCAGCUUAA
Messenger RNA from Cynara cardunculus var. scolymus (artichoke), 1437 nucleotides. RefSeq lists its product as uncharacterized. The coding region runs from base 151 to 1176 and encodes 341 amino acids. The record is from RefSeq and is a predicted model, not a curated record. The transcript is spliced from 2 exons. NCBI's taxonomy places the organism in Eukaryota, Viridiplantae, Streptophyta, Magnoliopsida, Asterales, Asteraceae.